AUCUAUGUCCGACCAUAAAUCGCUAACAAAAUGAAGUUAACUGCAACUCUCGUGUUUCUCAGCGCUCUAAUCGGUUGCUCUCAAGCCAUUGCUGGCGGCGAGGAUGCCGUUUUGGGUCAGUUGCCCUACCAGGCGGCACUCUCCAUUGGUGGUUCCUACAACUGCGGUGCGGUGAUCAUUGCUGAGCGUUAUGCGCUCACAGCACUCACCUGCGUCUGCUCCGCCGGCAAGGAUACGGCUUGGCCACCACAGCUAUUCAUGGUCUCUGCUGGCUCUGUCGAUCUUUACAAUGCCGCUCAACGCAUACGCGUCGAGGAAAUCACCCUCAGUCCCGACUACAAUGAACUGAAGACCGGCGUCGCUCUGCUGCGUCUGGAGUCAGCUUUCGUCUUCAACAGUGAUGUGAGUGCCUUGCCUCUGGCCCGCGAGAAUCCUCCAGUGGGCGCCUAUGUGGAUGUCUCUGGCUGGGGACGCACUAAGCAAACCGACACCGACAUGUACCGCACCCUGCAAGUUGGCACCGCCAUCGUGGAGGCUGACCGCGAAUGCAGCCUGGUCGACAAUGUGAUCGUGGACAACGAUCAGGUGUUGUGCCUGGGACAUGGCAGACGUCAAGGCAUUUGCACCGGGGACAUUGGCGGCCCAGCUGUCUAUCUGGGAGAACUUGUUGGCCUCGCCGCUGAUAUGCUUGGCGAAUGCGGUGGCAUGUUGCCUGAACGCUUCAUCAGCAUUGCUUCCAACUACGAUUGGAUUCAAAAGCAGAUGGAAUAA
This is a messenger RNA of Drosophila nasuta, 771 nucleotides long. RefSeq names its product serine protease SP24D. Gene Ontology annotation, molecular function: serine-type endopeptidase activity. Lineage: Eukaryota; Metazoa; Arthropoda; Insecta; Diptera; Drosophilidae. Gene Ontology annotation, biological process: proteolysis. Bases 31 to 771 code for a protein of 246 amino acids. The record is from RefSeq and is a predicted model, not a curated record. The transcript has 2 exons.